AUGGGCACCGAUAUGCCAACGAGCACGGCCGCUUUCGAUACGAAGGAGAGUACCGGAAGCGCCGAUUCCUUUGACUGUUUCAGGAAGAUAUGGGAUCCGGAAUUCUCAAUGCAGAGGUGGCCGCCGGAGGAUAGACCUUUUGUUGAGUUUGCUCGAAGCGUCGACGCGGAAGGCUCGGAUGUGGACAUCUUUCUUCGAGAGGACCAGGGCCCUGUUCCGUCCCACGAGGCCGAGGAUAUUGCGGCCUUCUGCCAUGGCAGGAGCCUUUAUAAGGCACCGCAUGGACAUCGAGGCGCUUGGUUGGACGAUAGGGAAACGGCAAGUGGUGCUUGUAGGGAAUAUCCAUACCGACUGUCCGCUGUGCAGCUCUAUGCACGCUUGAAGCGCCAGCGAUUCGGUCUUGAUGGACUACCUGACGCGGACAGACGUUUGAUAUACAUCUCAGAUCUGGACCCCUAUUACGUUCUCGCCCUCAUCGCCACCGUGGGCUAUCAUCAAGUUGAAUCUUUAAGAAGUGCAGUGUGGAAGCACUUGGCUUUACAAUCUUCCCUUGGAGUAAAGCUUCCGUCCAGAGGUUAUCUCAUUUUCGAACUGGAAUUUCACGUUCCUUAUUUCGCUCUGCGAUCGACAUCUCUGUGGCAUGAUCACCCGCACCGCAACGGAGAAGAGAAGAGAGGACGCCUCAGUAGGACAUGGACGGACAUCUCUUUUUUGAACGUCAGCGAAGAGAAGGGUGAAAGAGCGCCGCGUAAUAGCAUCCAGGAGGCGCAGAUAUCAGUUGUUAUAUGUGGCUCCAGCAGUCAGCAAUGGAUCGCGUACGCCUUUGUUGACAACAUUUGGGAAGCCGAAGACCGACCGGAAGAUGAUGCGUCCCUGUGUGGCGAUCACGGGUUUUGCGAGGACCCACUCAUCAACAACGGUAGCACUGAUGCAAACCGUCCGCUCUGUGACGCGCGAGAAUACUUUCUGGCAAUUGUUGAGAGCCGAGUGAGACAGGUCCUUAAAGAAUGGAGAUACCUAGUCCAGACUAUUGAGAGAACCAUUGCAUCAAAGUUCAACGACCGUUCAUUUCCGAGUACGAAGGAGAAACGCGGCGGGACCGAGGCCGUCAUGAAUUGGAUAAUAUGCACAAUAAAAUUACUGCGUAAAUUGAACGACCGCCUCACCGAGACGAUACUCGUUUGGGACACUUUCAGUGCUGCAGAGGGCGACAUCAGCUACUUCUCGGACCUGUGUUCAACUUACCCCGAUCCCACACGAGGCCACGUUCGACGGUCGCUCAUCGCCACCAAAUCAUCAUUCGAGGAACUGAAGGCCCUGAACCGAAGACUUGGUCUUCGCAUAAACUUCGAUAACAAUUGCUUGGCACUGGAUAGCAACGAGACUGCGGAAAGCACUGACCUCAAUAUGGUCAUAACGUCGAUCGCGCUAGCGCUCGCAUAUUUCGGAAGUACAAGCCAUUCCCUCCGUCUAGAACGGAACCCCAAAAAUGUUAUAGGAGUGAUCAUCGGCAUGAUCAUCUCUGUGAGGCUUCUUGCCUUCCUCAGAACCAGGCUCAAACGACGGGGAUUUAGCAAGCAUACGUUGGAAUAUUACAGGGAUGGAGGCACCAGCAAAGAACAGCAGCAGUUGAGCUCAGUCCCCAACCGGAGGAAGGCAUGA
Messenger RNA from Trematosphaeria pertusa, 1662 nucleotides. RefSeq lists its product as uncharacterized. Lineage: Eukaryota; Fungi; Ascomycota; Dothideomycetes; Pleosporales; Trematosphaeriaceae. The transcript is spliced from 7 exons. The record is from RefSeq and is a predicted model, not a curated record. The coding region runs from base 1 to 1662 and encodes 553 amino acids.